This is a messenger RNA of Lymnaea stagnalis (great pond snail), 3576 nucleotides long. Lineage: Eukaryota; Metazoa; Mollusca; Gastropoda; Lymnaeidae. The record is from the annotation of a GenBank genome assembly.
AUCGGUAAAAAAGUGUGUCAAAACUUGUAAACCUUAUCAACUUUACUGUGAACAACUACCGAGAAUACUAAUGUUUUUAAUUGUCUUUUUCACUACUGUUGUCAGUUGUGCUUUGAAGCUAUUAGUGCCAGUCUUUUAAAAGUUGCCCAAAGGUAAGAAAAUAGAAAGACAAACAGGGAACAAUGUCAAUUAUUUCAUUUCGAUGGCCGUACGCCAAAAGUGGAAUGCGUGCCCAAUGUGACACGCCAGCGAAAAUUUUCUGACACGUGAAGAUCAGGGCUUAAUUUUUUUUUAAAAGAAGAUACAUCAACACUUUGAAAUCAAAUAUAUUUCAAGAAUCACCAAAGUAAUAUCUUAAGUUUAAGAACAAGGUUGUUUUAACGUUUAUUUGUGUUUUAAAGCGUUUAUCAUUUUAGCAUUAUUUAUAUUAUAUUUGUUUUAUUAAAAUAAAUUUAUUACAUUAAUACUUUAUUAAUAGUAAUUAUUAACAGUAACUUUGCUUGCCUGAUUGGCAUUGUCUCAUUAAAUAAUUGAAUAAAGGCUAACAAAUAGUAUUAGCAAGAGUUCUUUCAACUGAUUCAACUAAUAGGCCUACUUAUUGCCUGGAACUAAUAACUUUUGCAGGCUUUUCAUUGCAAAAUUCUAUCUUUCAUCUUAAAAUUAAAAUGUUAUCACCCAAUUUUACAUUUAUUCCAUUUUACUCAAACUUAAAAAAAAACAAAAAAACUAACGAAAAUUAUUCUAACAUUAACAUUAACUUGAAAUAUUAAGCUAUAGCUCGCACUAUAUAAGAUAUUUGUAAAAAAUAUUUGAGAGUGAUUUUAAAUUAAUUGAAAAGGUUUCCCCAAUGCUUAAACAACAGAAAGAAAGUAAUAAUAUUUAAAAGUAAAAGUUCCCCCUUUUGUUUGUGUGGCAUGAGAGAAUAUUCUUCUAGAAAAUUUUGUCAUUUGAAAGUUUGCCCUCAUGUGGGCUUUGCCCCAGCCAAGCAAAUAUAAUUAAAUAUGGCAAGAAACAUAUCAUCACUUGCUGACAGCAAAGUAUGUCCAUGUUUCUUUGAUUCGCAUAAAAAAGUAGUUAUCAAUAAGCAAAUACAAUCAAUAAAAUCACAUACCAGGUACCUGUAUUCAUUUGAUGUAAUUGUGGACUUAUUAUUUUAAAUAAUUAUAUCUCACUGCAUGAAAAUUUCAUUGUUUAAAUCAAAGAUUAAAUUAUUAAAAAUAAAGAUUUCAUUUCUUUAAUAUUUCAGCCUUGUCAUGGCUGAACCACAAAUAAAGAAAUCGAGAUUGAGUGAUCAUGGAAGUGGAAGAAGCUUUCAAGAGGUCUGGACUGAGAAGUAUGGUGUUGUUGAAAGCAACGGCAAAGCAUUGUGUCUAUUGUGCCAUGUAACAGUAGUAAGCAGAACAUGGAAUGUGAAAAGACAUUUUGAAACAAAUCAUCGAUGGCUUUUGGAAAAAAAUGAAGAAGAGAGGAAGGAAUACAUUUUUCAUCAGCUGCAAGAAAAAAAGCAUGAACCAAAUAUUUUCCUGAAAUUCUUAAAAGUUCCUACAAAUUUAACUUCAGCAAGUUUUUGUAUUGCUCAUUCCAUAGCUCAGCAUGGGAAGGCUCUCAAUGAAGGAGAAUUUAUUAAAGAAACUCUACUGAAAUGUGCACCUCUUCUAUUUCAAGAUAUGAUAAAUAAAGACGCUAUCAUUCAACGUAUUUCUGAUUUACCAGUCAGCAGAAAUACCAUUAAAGACAAUAUGAUGACAAUGAUCUUUGAUGUACAACAACAACUAAUAGGAGACUUAAAUCAAUGUCAGUUUUUUUCCAUUUGUCUUGACGAAACCGCUGAUAUCACCUCAUCAGCUCGAUUGGCUGUCAUUACCAGAUUUUAUAAUGGUCAGACUAUGAGAGAGGAGCUAGUAAAACUAGAAAAAAUGCCAAUAAGUACAUCAGGGUAUGAAAUAUGCAACGUUGUAAUAAAAAUAUUCAAUGACCUAGGCAUUGAUAUUUCCAAGGUUGUGUCUGUGCUGACAAAUGGAGCACCCAAUAUGGCAGGAAACAAUGGAGGAUUUGUGAAAUUAUUUAUGGAAUCUAUUGGACACCCAGUUGUGCCCUUUCAUUGUAAUAUUCAUCAGGAAGUGCUAUGUGCCAAUUUAGGGGUGAAUGAACUACAAGAUGUGCUGACAACCGUAACAAAAAUAGUCAAUUUAAUAGCCUCCAGGCCUUUUCAGAAACAAGAAUUUGUUGUACUAUUGCAAGAGGUUGAAUUAACAUACAGUGGGCGUCUAAUGCACAACAAUUUAAGGUGGCUAAGUAGAGGAAAGGUUCUUGAAAUAUUUGUGCACUGCUAUGAAGAAAUUAAGUCAUUCAUUGAGAAUAAAAAUAUUGAACAGUUUCCUCAGCUCAGUGAUGUUGAAUGGGCCAGCAACCUUAUGUUCUUUACAGACCUCUCGGUUCAUAUGAAUGAGCUGAAUUUAAAGUUACAAGGUUUUGGUAAAAGUAUUGACAUUACAUUAGGUUAUGUAAAAGCUUUUGAAACUAAACUUCAGAUAUUCAAACGAGAUGUGGAGACUAAAACCUAUAAAUAUUUCCCUCGACUCAAGAAGUAUUUUGAUGAGGUAAAUUCAGGUGGGCAAAAUGAAAUGGAGCCCUUGCUUGUGAAAUACCUGCACAUUUUAAACUCAAUAAUUGAUCAGUUUGGUGAAAGAUUCAAUAAAUUUAGAAGCUUGGAACAGACAUUCAAAAUAAUUAAAUAUCCUGAUGUAGUUGUUUACACUGCUAUGGACCUUGAUGAUUUUCAAUGGCUGCCAAUUGAAGAAUUAGAACUGCAGUUGGCAGAGUUCCAGUCCAGCAAUUGGACAACAGUCUUUGUUGACUUGAGGUCUCAACUUGAAGAUUUGGAAAGGAAUUGCCAGCUGAAUGAAGAGAGCUACUCUGAACAAGAAAUUUUGAAUGCAUGGAGCAGAAUCCCAGACAGUUUUAGUGCCCUGAAAGUCUUAGCAAUGGCUUUACUCACAAUUUUUCAUUCUACUUAUUCUUGUGAGACCUUAUUCUCAGCUUUAAACAACAUCAGAGUGGACAAUAGAAGUAGAAACUUGCUGACUGAGGACCUCAGUGAUGCAUGCAUGGGCUUGAGGUGUACCAAAUAUAUACCUUCCAUUUCAGAGUUAACAAUCAAAUCUCAGGAAUAAAAUGAAAAAUUAUGAUGAUCCAAAUGUCAUGCAAACUUGUUCUCCUUCUAGUUUAGUUCAAAUUCCAAACUCUAUUACAUUACAUUACAAUUUUAAAAUUAACUAAGAUGCAUUUUUAGUGCAAUAUUUUAAUUUCAAACUAUCAGUAUGUUUACCUUUAUACAGCUUCUUAUAAUCUAACUAUAGUAUAAACCUUUGAAAUAACAUUGUUACUGUAUAUUUAGUACAUGAUCCUAACCUAUCCUUUUGUUUUACGAAAGAUAAGUACUAACAUAUUGUACUGCAUGGUUCUGUCUGUUUUAAGUCAGUAUUACCAGAAUAUUUUAGUAAAUAUUAAAAUAGUACUUCUUUUCCUGUAGGCCUAUGUCCUAGAAUGUUGAUGAUGGUGUUGUCAUUCAUUGGA